GAAGUACACUAAGACCGGGCAGUCAAGAGAUAAUAAACAUGCCAUUUUUCUGCAUUGCUGAUAGCAUGUGAAUUGACACUCCCGAUCCCGCAAUCCUCUGAUCCUGGGCCAGAGCCUCAACACUCGUAAGCACUGGAUGCAAUUGGCCUUACCGGCUUAUAUAGACUAUUACCUGCUAUUCCAAUACUCUUAGUGGUAUUCUCGCUAAUUCCGACCCAAACACCGCCAUCAUGUUCUCCCCAUCACCUCAAACCCUCGGCAUCGUCGUCGCCGUCUUUGUCGUAGCCACUCUUCUCAUCCGCCGCGCCCUCCUCCCCAAGCCCAUCCCCGGCAUCGUCUACCGCGAAGCCAACGCCAAAAAGAUCCUCGGCAACGCCUGGGAACUCUUACAAUGGAAGAAGAAGCACGGUGAAAUGUUUGGCUAUCUCGCCAAUCUCGCCGUCGAACUCAACGAACCCGUCUUUCAGAUCUUUGUGCACCCGCUCGGCAAACCAUGGGUCAUCGUCGCAGAUAAUCGCGAGGCUUUUGACAUCUUGUCGAGGAGGACACCGAAGGAGUUUGAUCGUUCGAGAUUCUUGAGGAGUUUGUUCAUGCCGCUUGUGCCGGAGUUCCACUUCCAUAUGCCGACUGGUGAUCGGUGGAAAGCCCAUCGGAAGUUGGUGGCUGAUACCAUGUCGCCUGCGUUUCUGGGCGGUGUCGCUGGGCCGCAGAUGUGGAAGUCUACUAUGAAGCUGAUUGAUCUUUGGAGGGUUAAAGAGCGAUUGGCCAAGGGUCGUCCGUUUUCUGUCUCGACGGAUAUUCGCAAGGCGGCUUUUGAGAUCAUCUGGGCUGCUACCUUUGGCUUUGACUCUGGCUCAACAAACGCGCAGACUGAGCUACUCGAGACACUGCCCGAGUUCACCAACCUGGGUGACAUGGACCAUGAAGUCGAAUUCCCCGUCGCACCUGAUCCUCCCGUCUUCAAAGCCGGUCUCGCUCUCAACGACGCCAUGAACAUCGGCGUACAAUCACUUGUACCCGGACUGCAUUUGUGGUUGGCCUACAACCUAAUGCCAUCUCUACGUGCCGCCCGAAGCCUCAAAGAAGCUGUUAUCCAAGACGAAAUCAAGAAAGCGAUCAACAAAUUCUCCAAUCAGACUGAUCUCAACUGGGAAGAUCAAGGUAAUCUGAAGCGACACAUGAAGAGUGCCGUCGAUAUUGUCAUCGCUCGAGAGAUUGACAGCGCACGAAAGGAGGGCCGCACGCCCGAGUUGAUGAGUCGCACCGUCCAAGAUGAGCUUUUCAGCUUCAUGCUUGCUGGAAACGAGAUCUUCACUCUCACUGCCUGGACCCUCAAGUUCCUCACUACGCAUCAGAAUGUUCAGAAGAAGGUGCGCGAGGAACUCAGAGAGCAAUGCGGUGUCGCUGUUGAGAGAGGCGACGCACCAACUGUUUCGGAGAUCAUGUCUGCGAGACUUCCGUACUUCGAGGCUAUGAUUGAAGAGUCUACGCGAUGUGGUUCAGUUACCCAGACUAACAUCCGCACGACGAUGCAGGAUGUUAAUAUACUGGGUCAUAUGGUCCCCAAGCACACAGAGAUUUUAAUGCUGAACAAUGGACCUGGAAGUUUCAUGCCUCCACUGACUGUUGACGAGGAGAAGAGAUCAGAAAGUUCAAAGGGCACAGCUGGUAAGAUCGGACAAUGGAACGUCAAGGGCAUGAGAGACUUUGACCCAGAGAGAUGGCUCGUCAAAGAUGAAGAGGGUCGAUUGACGUUCAAUCCUUCUGCUGGACCACGACAUUCAUUCGGUGCUGGUCCCAGGGCCUGUUUUGGUCGUAAAUGGGCUGCGCUGGAGGUCAAGAUCAUGAUGGCGCUUAUUGUUUGGCACUUUAAUCUGGAGCAGACGCCAAAGCCGCUGUCGAGCUUUAAGCCGUUCCCUGGUGUUGCGCAUAGACCGGAGAUGAUAUACUUGCGUUUAUCGAAUGUUUAGAAGAGUAAAUUGGUAGAUUAGGGUGAACAAUGCUGCGAAAGGACAUUGAAGGUCGUCGCAAUUGCAAUCAUGUUGAUUACAGUGAUCAAGUUACAGUGACGAGAAUAGAAUUAGAUUGACAUCCUCAGCGGGGUCAAACCACUGCAUUGUGGUGUUACAGUGAGCUUAGGCCAUGUUCUUCAGCGGGCUUCGUCAUAUAGGGACGCUCUGCAGUGGAAUCCUUAAGUCAUUCUGCAUUCUAAGUUAGUCGCUGC
This is a messenger RNA of Fusarium odoratissimum NRRL 54006, 2224 nucleotides long. RefSeq lists its product as uncharacterized. Bases 231 to 1970 code for a protein of 579 amino acids. The transcript is spliced from 2 exons. Gene Ontology annotation, molecular function: iron ion binding; monooxygenase activity; heme binding. The record is from RefSeq and is a predicted model, not a curated record. NCBI's taxonomy places the organism in Eukaryota, Fungi, Ascomycota, Sordariomycetes, Hypocreales, Nectriaceae.